Pangasianodon hypophthalmus (striped catfish) is the source of this 2846-nucleotide messenger RNA. It is a transcript of the gene slc41a3, whose product is annotated as solute carrier family 41 member 1. Bases 596 to 1945 code for a protein of 449 amino acids. Gene Ontology annotation, molecular function: monoatomic cation transmembrane transporter activity. Gene Ontology annotation, cellular component: plasma membrane. Gene Ontology annotation, biological process: monoatomic cation transport. The transcript is spliced from 10 exons. The record is from RefSeq and is a predicted model, not a curated record. Lineage: Eukaryota; Metazoa; Chordata; Actinopteri; Siluriformes; Pangasiidae.
ACACACACACCUCUCCAUAAGGGACAGACGUACGUGGCGUCUCGAUAUUAAAGCAGAGGGCUGGAGGAAAGGAAGUGAGCGAGUCUCUGUGUUUCAGAAGCUUCUCCAUUCACAAGCAGGUGCCAUUACUUUCUGUUAGAAUGGAGAAUAAUCAGUAGCAGAGGAGAAGUUGUAGGAGAACCUUCGACUUUUACCACCAAGUGACUCUGGAGACCCGAGAGCAACUGAAAUGCCUGGAUAUGUUCUUGAUGUUGUUAAUUCUCCAUGAUGAUCUCCACAGAGUUAGAGUUCUUCAGUGUUCACCUCUUCAUCCUAUUUCCUGAAUUAGGCAGACGAUGGAACUCUUUUCUAACAAUCUCCUGCUGUUCUUUACCUGGAUGGAAGUUUUUGUAUCACAUUAAAAAAGAAAGCAGAAGCGCAUGACUCAGCAGCAGUUAUCAUCAUCCUGGGAGAGUCAUAGAUUUCCUGAAGUUCUGUCAGAUCGCGUCUCCAUCUCUGGUUCCUCGGCAUGUUGUAGAUUUCCUGAAGUUCUGUCAGAUCCCGUCUCUGUCUCCGGUUCCUCGGCGUGUUCUCGUGUGGUGAUGACGUGGCCGUGAUGGUGGUGACGCAGUUAGAACUCGAGCUCUGUUACCAGGGCAGGAAGCUGCGAGGUUUCACCUGUAAACUGACGCGAUCUGCACACGGCUUCCUGCCUGAGAGCUCGUACCUGAUCGCCGCUCAGGUGGCGCUGCCGUACCUGGUGUCCGGACUCGGAAUGGUGGCAGCCGGAAUGCUCAUGGACGUUGUUCAACACUGGGACGUGUUUAAAGUGAUCACUGAGGUGUUCAUCCUGGUUCCUGCUCUCGUCGGUCUGAAGGGGAAUCUGGAGAUGACGCUGGCGUCUCGUCUCUCCACUGCUGCCAACACGGGGCAGAUGGAUGAUCCUAAGCAGCAGUGGCUAAUGGUGUGCAGUAAUCUGGCACUGAUACAGGUCCAGGCCACGGUGGUGGGCUUCUUGGCAGCGCUGGCGGCGGUGGCUCUGGGUGCCAUGUCGAGAGGAGGAGUGGAGCUGCAGCAGGCGGCUGUGCUGUGUGCGAGCAGUGUGACCACCGCCUUCAUCGCCGCACUGUCCUUAGGUCUGGUGAUGAUCGGAGUGAUUAUCGGCUCCCGGAAGGUCGGCAUUAACCCUGAUAACGUGGCCACGCCCAUCGCCGCCAGUCUGGGGGAUUUAAUCACGCUGUCCCUGCUGGCAGGAAUCAGCAGCACGCUGUAUCACUACAGAGAUGUGUGGUACGUGUCUCCGUUGGUGUGUGUGUUCUUUCUCUCUCUGAUUCCUGUGUGGGUUCUCGUGGCUCGUCGCAGUGUUCAGAUCAGAGAGGUUCUGCGGUCGGGGUGGCAACCUGUUAUAGUGGCCAUGUCCAUCAGCAGCUUCGGAGGUCUGAUUCUGGACAGAACCGUCAGUGAUCCGAACUUUGAGGGCAUGGCUGUGUUCACUCCCGUCAUUAACGGUGUGGGUGGGAACCUGGUGGCCAUCCAGGCGAGCAGAAUCUCCACCUUCCUGCACUUCUGGAGCGUUCCUGGAGUUCUGCCCUAUAAGAUGAGGCAGCACUGGCCGAACCCCUGCGACUCCUUCUUCUCUACAGGAGUGAACUCUAAAUCUGCCCGUGUGCUGUUCCUCCUCGUCGUCCCGGGACACCUCGUCUUCCUCUUCACCAUCAAAACGUUACAGGGAGGCCACGCCCCCAUCACCCCGCCCUUCAUCUGCUGCUAUCUGUGUGCUGCACUGAUACAGGUGGCGCUGUUGCUCUACACGGCGGAUGUGAUGGUGAGGUUCGUGUGGAGGAGAGGUCUGGACCCGGAUAACUUCUCCAUCCCGUACCUCACUGCUCUGGGGGAUCUGCUGGGAACCGGCCUGCUCGCUCUCUGCUUCCACCUCGUGUUCCUCCUGCAGAGACUCGGACUGUGAUUAGACCGUCAGCUCCUCCUCCUCCUCCUCCUCCUCCUCCUCCUCCUCGCACCACUCCACAGCACCUCCUGCUGGACCCUCGUUCACUGGAACAUGACUUACCUGCAGGUCUAAUAAAGGGGUCCAGGUGAGGAAGAACCCAGAUCUCGGCUCAGGUGGAGUACAGAACUGUUCUCACUGUGAGGUUAAAGGUCCAGAAGAGUCUAUUAUCAACAUCGACUGAGUUUAUUUUUAUUUUUAAUUCACCAUUUUUGAAGUAAAACACAAAGAUUCUCCUUAUUGACUGAAAAUAAUAACAAUAAAAAUAAAAAAAUAAUAAUAAUAACAACACCGUGUGUUAGAGUUUAAAUGAACCACAAGGUGUCACUGUAGUUUAAAGAUUUUUGGUUUAAAAUCUUUAAAGUUGAAAAAAAUUUAAAUAUUUUUGUCUUAUUUGUUUGUUCCUGCAAAAUUGAUCAUUUUUCUACACUUCUAAUAAUCACAUAAUUGCCAUGUCAUUGAUCUGGAUCUUUCUGCAUUUUUAUUUUAUUUUAUUUUAUUUUAUUUAUUUAUUUAUUUUUUUGGAAGUUAUUGUUUUCUGACCCAGAAAUUAGCCCCACCCAAAGCCAGUGAGCAUAACUCCGCCCCUGAAAGCUGCAGAUUCCACACUGCUCCUUUAAUUCGUUUAUUAUUGAGUAAUUAAUAUUUGAUUAAAUAAAAACAGUUGUUGGUGGAUUCAGACUUUUUACGAUUACCAGUUCUAUGGCCUUGUGGUCGAUUACACACACGCACACACACACACGCACACACACACACACACACAGUCAUGGUGUUGAAUAUAAUGUUAAACUGGACGUGAUUAAAGUUUCUGUGAUCAAGGAUUUUAAUAUUCAUUUAAUAAUAAAUGUGCUGAAGAUUCUAG